CUGGAUCUUUAAGGUUUCUGAAGUCCAGGGUCUCAGCCUGCUGUGAUUUCCUCUGAGGAACCGGAUCAGACCAGAUCAGACCAGAUGCAUUUGGACUCUGCUGUAAGUGUAAACACCUGGAGGAUGAAGAGGUGAUGAAGCGAUGAGUUUGUAGGUCAGCGAACAAACAGAGCGUCGCUGUGCCAGCCGGCUCCGGCCGCCCCGCUUCUCCUCAGCCUGUGAAGGUUUAACUUUACCAACAUCGCCGGGCAACGGGUCCAACUCCGGCAGCCAAUCAGAGGGCAGAGUGGGACGGUCGAGGAAGUGGAGGAGCCUCUCAGUCUGCUGGCCGUCGCUUCAGUUUUUACCUGUGAACAAAGAGUUAUCAUGGCGGAAAUCAAAACGGGAAUCUUCGCUAAAAACGUGCAGAAACGUCUGAACCGGGCGCAGGAGAAGGUGCUGCAGAAGCUGGGAAAAGCAGAUGAGACCAAAGAUGAACAGUUUGAACAAGUGGUCAUUAACUUCAGGAGACAAGAGUCUGAAGGCUCUCGGCUGCAGAGGGAGAUGAAGGCCUACAUGUCUGCUAUUAAAGGGAUGCAGCAGGCCUCCAUCAACCUGACCCAAUCUCUACAUGAAGUUUAUGAACCAGACUGGCAUGGAAAAGAUGACGUCAUGACCAUUGGGAAGGACUGUGAUGCACUGUGGGAAGACUUUCAUAACAAACUGGUGGACUCAACGCUGCUGAACCUGGAUGCGUACCUGCAACAGUUCCCAGAUCUCAAGACUCGUGUGGCCAAGAGAAGUCGGAAACUCAUUGAUUACGACAGUGCUCGUCACCACGUAGAAACUCUGCAGGCGUCUGGGAUCAAGAAUGACCGCAAGAUGAUGAAGGCAGAGGAAGAGCUGAAAAAAGCCCAGAGGGUGUUUGAUGAGUUGAACGUGGGUCUGCAAGAUGAACUGCCGACUCUCUGGGAUAGCCGGGUCGGCUUCUACAUCAGAACCUACAAGAGUGUGACAAGUCUGGAGGCAAAGUUUCACAGAGAGAUUUCUUUGGUGUGCAGGCAGCUGUAUGAAGUGAUGACCAAACUGGGUGAGCAGCACUCCGACAAAAUGUUCACCAUCCAAGGAGCACCCAGUGAUUCAGGACCACUACGACUUGCGAGGACCCCGUCACCACCGGAAGACGAGAGUCCACCUGAGAGUCCAGAUGCUAGCUCCAAUCAUAUGCUCCGUCCUGUCUCACCUGGACCACCACGACCCAAGUCCCCCACACAGUUUAAAAAGGGACCACCGGUGCCUCCACCACCAAAGGUCACACCUACCAAGGAGGUGGCAGAGGAGCAAAUCAUUGACCUCUUUGGAGGAGAAUUUUUACCGGCACCUUCACCAUCACAGCCCAAUGAACGACCAGGAGAAUCUCUUCUUGAUCUGGACUUUGAUGCUUUUCAGCCAGAUGAAAGUGUUUCACCAAUACCACAGACAGCUGUACCUUGGGAUAUGUGGUCGGCAAAUGCCCAAACAGCUCAGCCUCAGGCUGCAGACUCUGGCUUCAUCGCUGACUGGUCCGCAGACUUUGGUUCAGUGUCAGCAAAUGGAGAUGCCUCUUCAAGAGCCGAGGCCCCUGAUGCCCCUGGGGCCCCUGCUGUAGGCCUGGAAGGGGUGCAGGGUGGGGCACAGGGUGUGGCUCAGGGCUGGCCCCAGGCAGAUGGUUGGCAGCCAGGUGGAGACACAGCUACAGCUCCCCAGGACAGCGAGGCAGCCGCAACAACUGAAGAUGAGGUGACCAGUGCAUUUAAUGGAUUUUCACAGGAUGCUUCCGCCUCAUCAUUUUUUGCUGAUUUUGAUAAGAUGAACGAAGUUAAUGCUGAAUCAACUGAGGCUCCUGAAGCCUCAGAGAUACAAGCUGUCGAGGAACAAAACAAAUCUGCAACCUCCCCCCCUGCUGGAGACGAACCUAUAGCCUCCCCUCCUGGAGGAGAGGUGGAUGAACAUCCAGCUCCACCUGCUGGUGAGGUGGAAGAACCUGUAGCUUCCCCUGCUGGUGAGGUGGAGGAGCCUGCAUCUCCACCUGCUGGUGAGGUAGAGGAUCCUGCAACUACCCCUGCUGGUGAGGAACAUACAGCAGAAAGUUCUAGCAGCCCAAAGGAAGAGAAGCCUGCUUCGGUUGGAUCUCCCAGCUCUGAGAAGCCAGAACUCGGAGAGACUCCUCCUGCUGAAGAAGCCAAAACAUUCCCAGGAGAAGCAGCCCCAUCAGAAAAGAUGCCGAUCCCUUCUGUGGUGAUUGAACCUGCCUCCAGUAAUGAAGGGGAUGAUGACCGUGAUGCUGACAUUAUCUCUCCCACCACCAUCAGUGACAAUGGUGUGACGGCUCAAAACCAGUCUGUCAAACACAUGAGUCCGUCUGGUGGAGUGUCAGGACUCCCUGAUGACUUUCUCUACAAGGUGGAGACGAUGCAUGACUUUGAGGCAGCAAAUUCAGAUGAGCUUGAACUGAAGAGAGGUGAUGUGGUAUUGGUGGUUCCGACUGCCUCAGUAGAGGAUCAGGAUGCCGGUUGGCUCACAGGGAUCAAAGAACAUGACUGGUUAACCCUAGGAGCCAGUGCUCAAAAAGGACUGUUCCCAGAAAACUUCACCCAGCGUUUGGAGUAAGAUGUGGGUUUAGGUGGUGGAUAAAAUGAUCAGAAAUUUCACACCGUUGUCCAAGCAGUCCAGUCAGCAUGUAGCCAACCCUGUUCCUAAGAAAAACCUGUAGUCUUCUGCAACUGUCUGCUGGAUAACACAAGGCUUUCUCUGGUAGAUAAUACUCUACAUCGUAUUGAAAGUAAAACUCAUGGUAAUCAAUACUAGUACUAUUCCCAGCAGAAGUGAAAAUUAAAAGCAUGAUGUGAUAGUAUGGUGUACCUUUCCUGGAAGCGAAACUUUUUUUUCCAAAGAAAAAAUAUGAUGUAUGGGAAUGUUGCAAUCUCUACAUGUUCACACCAACAAAUGCAGGAAAAGUGUUUUGGAAGAAAACAAACAAGAGAAAAAAAGCAAAACUGCACCUUUUUUGCACCAAGUGUGUUGUACUGAUUUUGUUGCUCAGCUGUGGAAUAUAACAGAAUUUAUAGUGCUGUGAUCAAUUUAAAUGUUUUUGAGUGUGACAUGAAACUCUUGAGUUUGUUGUUCUUUUUAGACAUGUCAUUGCUGUUACCUUUGAAUCACUGUUAGUGUAUUUCUGUAAUAUGGUUGAGUGUGUGUGGUGAGUUUUGUUUGGCAUAUGUGGCAAUUAAUUAAGUUAUUGACGAGCGUGCUGUGUUUUUGCCAAAAGAAUAUCAACAUUUAUUAUUUAAACACUGGCCAACAAACCAGUGAACAUCCAGCAUGAAAAUCUCAGAUCUUUUAUCAAAGUAUUUCAAGGGUUAAUAAAAACAAAGAAUCUCUCCAUUAUUAAAAAUGUAAUAGUUAAUCUGUUAAAGUCACAUCAAGCUGAGCCAACCAGAGGACAGCUUGAUCUGAUCAACUAUUUACAUGUAAGUGUAUAGUCACAGGGAAGGUAUUAAUAAAUCUAAUAUGCAAUCUAUGUUGUUGGUAUAUUUUAGGUCUCCAUAUCCCAACAGUUCUGUAGAUCAAGGAACAUGAUGUCACUUCCUUUAAUAGUGAAGUUGAAUGUCAAUGUAGACUUUUUUGUGAUGUACAUAUCAUAACCAUUUGUGUCAUGAUCAAUAAAUGAGAGUUAAUAAGGUA
This is a messenger RNA of Lates calcarifer (barramundi perch), 3702 nucleotides long. It is a transcript of the gene amph, whose product is annotated as amphiphysin. Gene Ontology annotation, cellular component: plasma membrane; synaptic vesicle; cytoplasm. Gene Ontology annotation, molecular function: phospholipid binding; protein binding. The coding region runs from base 367 to 2628 and encodes 753 amino acids. NCBI's taxonomy places the organism in Eukaryota, Metazoa, Chordata, Actinopteri, Centropomidae. The transcript is spliced from 25 exons. Gene Ontology annotation, biological process: synaptic vesicle endocytosis. The record is from RefSeq and is a predicted model, not a curated record.